AAGUUUUCUUCUUUCCAUGAGUGGAGAGGUAGGGCAGAUGUUGCUUUUCCUCUUUUUGUUCUAAUCUAGAGAGGCAUGAAUCCACAACUAAGACUCUGGCUCCCAAUUAUUCUAUGGCUUUGGCUUGGUCAAGUGCUGCAAGUUUUUCCUCUUCAGAUGUGGCAGCAGGCUCUAGGUCCAAAUGCUGAUCUCUCCGAUGCAAACCUGAUGUUUGAGAUUUUACUGAGUGGGGUUGAGUUAAACAAGGAUAACAAUGUUUUCCUGUUGGACGAAGAGCUGGCAUCGAUGAGGAAAGGACGGGAAUUCUUGUCUCAGAUCAAUGACGGCAUUCCAAGGACUCUGAUCUCGACAGAGCUCAUGAUAAAGACACAGGAGGCUCGUCGGAAGACUCCUCUGACUCAGGAUCAGUUUGAGAACCAGGUUCUGAGCAUGGUGUAUUCUGCUCUGCAGGUUGGGGUCCAGAGGAACAAGGAGGAGCGAGAGGCUUGGGGUGGAGCGCUUAUCCAGCUGGCAAACAUCACCACCUAUGACCUACGGGGAGGUUUUCUCUACAAUUAUGCUUAAAGAAAUCAUAAAGACGGAAGCUUGGAUAUUAAAAUUAUACAAGAAACAUUUUUUUAAAGAAAUAUUCAGCAAUAUACGAAUGAAGAUAUUUAUUAUUUUACAGUAGAAAAAGUGCAGGAAAAAUGUACACAGCCCUGCAAAUACGAAUGGUUCAUAUAAAAUACGAACCAUUUUAUAUGGUUUGUAUUGUUUGUCAACAUGCAAACAAUCCCUGAUGUUAGAAACACAAAACACUAACAGAGAAAUGUACAAAAAUAAACUUAAAUUUCUCAGCUCUCUACA
Messenger RNA from Xiphophorus hellerii (green swordtail), 846 nucleotides. Its product is annotated as protein FAM180B. The coding region runs from base 76 to 564 and encodes 162 amino acids. The record is from RefSeq and is a predicted model, not a curated record. The transcript has 3 exons. NCBI's taxonomy places the organism in Eukaryota, Metazoa, Chordata, Actinopteri, Cyprinodontiformes, Poeciliidae.